AUGCUACCUCUACAGGCAUUCCGUGCCAACUUCCAAAGGCGAUGUAUCACCUCAAGUCUUACGAUCCGGACAUAUGCCAGCCAGACCCCCGGCAACCCGAUGCUUGAGGUCUUCAACCGCAAAACCAAACACCUCCAAAAAGAUCGGGCAGCCCGGAAUGUCGAAGAGAGUCGCAAAGUCGAUUACCUCAAAGAUGAAGUGGCAAUGCGGUUAUGUGAGCGAUUGCUGGACAUUAAACGCGAUUUCCCCAGUGUUCUCGAUCUCGGCGCAAACAGCUGCAACAUUGCCCGAGCUCUUACAUCCCCCAAUCUCGAUGCGGGUGCGCCGGAGGGAGUCAUCACGCCACCACUAUCAAAGAAGAUCUCGAAGUUGACAUGUGUGGAGACAUCGCAUGCACUGCUCCACCGCGAUGAGAAUGACCCGUUUAACAAAGAGAUCGAAAUCCAGCGCGAUAUCAUUCCGGAUUUAGAGACGCUUCCGUACGCACCGAACAGCUUCGAUGCCGUGCUUUCGUCACUCUCGAUCCACUGGAUCAACGACUUGCCAGCGCUCUUGGAGCAGGUAAACACAAUACUCAAGCCUGAUGCGCCAUUUAUUGCGGCCAUGUUUGGUGGUGAUACGUUGUACGAACUGCGCGGAUCGCUACAGCUGGCCGAUAUGGAGCGUCGCGGUGGUGUGAGUCCGCAUGUGUCGCCUCUGGCAGAUGUCAAGGACGUCGGCAGCUUGUUGAACCGUGCUGGGUUUAAGAUGCUUACUGUCGACGUUGAGGAUAUUGUUGUCGAGUUCCCGGAUACUUUUGCUCUCAUGCAAGAUUUGCAGGCUAUGGGAGAGAGCAAUGCGAUCAUGAACCGUGACUCGGCCCCACUGUCGCGGGACGUCUUGCUGGCCAAUGAGGCUAUUUAUCGUUCUCUGCACAUGGAGGAUGGCGCACCUGGUAUCCCCGCGACCUUCCGGUUGAUCUAUAUGAUCGGAUGGAAAGAAGGCGAGGGCCAGGCGCAGCCAUUGAAGCGUGGCAGUGGCGACAUCAACCUCAAGGAUAUCCUUGGUGGAGGAGAAUUGGAUAGGCCAUGA
Penicillium paradoxum is the source of this 1071-nucleotide messenger RNA. RefSeq lists its product as uncharacterized. Gene Ontology annotation, cellular component: mitochondrion. The record is from RefSeq and is a predicted model, not a curated record. Lineage: Eukaryota; Fungi; Ascomycota; Eurotiomycetes; Eurotiales; Aspergillaceae. Bases 1 to 1071 code for a protein of 356 amino acids. Gene Ontology annotation, biological process: mitochondrial respiratory chain complex I assembly. The transcript has 2 exons. Gene Ontology annotation, molecular function: S-adenosylmethionine-dependent methyltransferase activity.